AUGCUUAAAAGUUUCUUUGAUAAUGUUUUUAGCAUUUAUUUGGUAUUUCAACAACAUGGAUCGAUUGGUCAAUUCGACUUUAUCACUCUUCUUACAAAUAUUGUUGCUAGUUUUGCGCUCUUUAAAGUUGCAGAGAUUCUUACAGAAAUAACCAUGAUAGCAUUCUUUGAAGAUAGUAAAGGUUACAAAUACCACGUUUUUGAUCCAAAAAAUGUUUAA
Scutellospora calospora is the source of this 219-nucleotide messenger RNA. The record is from the annotation of a GenBank genome assembly. NCBI's taxonomy places the organism in Eukaryota, Fungi, Glomeromycota, Glomeromycetes, Diversisporales, Gigasporaceae.